Strigops habroptila (Kakapo) is the source of this 3499-nucleotide messenger RNA. Its product is annotated as photoreceptor outer segment membrane glycoprotein 2. Gene Ontology annotation, cellular component: membrane. The transcript is spliced from 8 exons. Gene Ontology annotation, biological process: visual perception. The coding region runs from base 1703 to 2797 and encodes 364 amino acids. The record is from RefSeq and is a predicted model, not a curated record. NCBI's taxonomy places the organism in Eukaryota, Metazoa, Chordata, Aves, Psittaciformes, Psittacidae.
CCGCGGCCCUCCUCAGAAGGGUUAACCCCCUCACGGCCGCCAUCGCUGCGACAGUCCACACCGGAGCCCGGCCGCGCUCGCCCGCGCUGCCUCUCCGCUCUCGCCCUUCCUCAGCCGCGGUGCCAGCGAGCCCGCUGUCCUCCGGGGCACCACCCGCAUCGUUGUUUCCGGAGCGCUGAUUGGGCAGCCGCGGAGAUUCCUCCUGAGCAAUUGGUUGUCAGCGCGAUCAAUUAGGGUGCCGGGGGCGGGCGCACCCGGGAGCGGCGCUCUGUGCGGGGCUGGGUGAGGGCCGUUGAGCUGUGGUCCCUGCCAGGCCGCCCCGCGCAGCCCCGGCGCAGGAGCGCGCUGGGCGCUGUAGUUCGCCGCCGCGCUGGCAGCGGCCCGACCCGCCGGGGCUGUGACGAGCCGUUUCCCGCCGAGGUUCUGAGGGGUGGCGGGCAGUGGCCCAUGACGGGGACUGAGGUUGGGCCGCUCCCCGCUGCAGCGCCUGCUCUGGUACUGGUGGGAGCUGCGUCCUCGCUGCGGUACCGGCCUCCUCAGCCUCCUCCGGUACCUCAGUAGCCCGGGCUCGGUUAUCCCCUGGCCUCAUCGGCGAAGCUGCCCACACAUGGAGGGGGCUGCCCGGGGCCUGCCUGGGCCCAGGCCACUGCCCUGCCGCCGCGCUGGCGAGAGGGUUGAGGGAAGAGGGGCUGUGGCGGAGAUGCCCGUGCGGGGUGUGCCCUGACAUCGAUCUCAGACCGCCGGUCCCCCGGGGGCAAGCGCUGCCCUAAGGACACAGCAGGGCUGCCACCCGCGGGCUCCAGGCUGUGCACUAGGGAGGGGCUGGUGUGUCCCGCGCCAGUACGCCCUUCGGAGGAAAGGCUUCAGCUCUCACAGGUGACUCUUCACUGCAGGCAGGACUCUCCAGCCGUGUGAGACAAUGGAGCGGGUACUCCAUCGCACAUGUGCCAUCGCACAACAGCCGACAGGACGGGCGUGUAGGCCACGGUGUCAACCCAGAGGCUGGAUCCAUCUGGCAGAGCGGCAGCUAGGAGAGAGCUGUUCUGUGGGAAGGGGAAAGAACAGAUUUGCUGUGCUCGCAGCAGCUUGUACGAAGAAAAUCUGUUUCCACUUCAGUGGAGGAGGUUUUUAAAGAAAAGAUCUAAUCUUUUCUAAUUCACUGCUCCAGAAAUACACCAAGAGGUUCUUCAAGGCUUUCUGUUCUACUAUUUUGGGUUCAAAGAUGAUGAUCAUUUCUAGACACAGUGUCAAUAAGCACGAUGUCACCGCUGAAGGGACAGAGGGAUCUUGGAUCUUUUUCAGAGGAGCAAUAAGAGCACUGUGUCCAGGUGGUGGGUUUUGUCUAUUUGACAGCUUCAGAAACUUUUUUUCCAUUUGCAAUGAUUCACCGUGAGUCAGGAGUGGAUGACUCAGAGGUUAUGGACAGUACAGCUCCUAUGGAUUGAAAUCAGAGCUGGCUUGACAGGACAGAAGAACUACACAGACAUCAGGAAAUCAAUACUUCAGUCUUCCUCAGGAUGCCCGAUCCAGGUAUUUUCUCCACUGUACUCAGCAAGUUGCCAGUUUCGAGAUCCUGUUCAGUCCUCUGAAGCAGAUUUCUACUGCAUGCCUUGGAUAGAUGCUUCUAAUCAGCUUACAAGCUUUCCUUGACCUACGCUUCCUUUCCUAACGGACCUACGCUUCCUUUCCUUCCUUUCCGACUAUGGCUGUCCUCAAAGUAAAAUUCACCAAAACUAAGAGGGACAAAUUGGCUCAGAUCUUAUGGAUCCUCAACUGGGUUUCUGUAGUGAGUGGGAUCAUUCUCUUCAGUCUUGGCCUCUUUCUGAAAAUAGAGAUCAAGAAGCGCAAUGAAGUGAUGGCAAAAGGAGACAUUAACUCUGUCCCCAACAUGCUGAUCUCUGUAGGGGUCAUAGCAUGUAUCAUCAACUUUCUGGGUGGCAAAAUCUGCUAUGACUGCUCAGAUACCAACAAGUUCUCUAGAUGGAAACUAGUUAUGCUCCCAUACAUCGUGUGCACCUUCUGUUUUACCUUCUGCAUCCUGGUGGGUGCUCUCAUGUGCUAUACCAUGAGGAAUGAGCUGGAAGAGUCUCUCUAUCUGGGACUGAGGGAUGCUAUUAAGUUCUAUAAGGACACAGACAUACCUGGACGAUGUUUCUUAAAGAAAACAGUGGACAUGUUACAAAUCGGAUUCCAAUGCUGUGGAAACAAUGGCUUUAGAGACUGGUUUGAAAUUCAGUGGGUAUCUCAUCGUUACCUGAAUAUGGCUUCCAAGGAAGUUCUGGACCGCCUGAAGAGCAACGUCGAUGGGAAGUUCUUGGUGGAUGGAGUACCCUUCAGCUGCUGCAACCCAAGCUCCCCACGGCCCUGUAUCCAGUACCAGCUGACAAACAACAGCGCUCACUACAACUAUGAUUUUCUGACUGAGGAGCUCAAUAUCUGGGUGGGGGGGUGCAGAGAGGCCCUGCUGGAGUACUACACGGUCAUUAUGAGAUCCAUUGGUGUUACAGCAUUGCUUAUUUGGUUGUUUGAGCUCUCUGUACUCAUUGGUGUCCGGUACCUACAAACAGCAAUGAAGAACGUCCUCCUGCUGGGAGAUCUGGAGGGAGAGUCAGAUGGUUGGUUACUAGAAAACAGCUUUGUGGAAACUGCCAAAUACAACAUCAGUAUCAUCAAGAACCUCGGCAAAGCCAACCAGAUCUCUACUGUCUCAGGCAUGAACGACCCCAACAUUGAUGUUCAAAACACAAACUGUGGCAAAACCAAUGUUACCACAAAAUCUAUCCCAGCAGCUAGCUAGGCAAGUCUUCAAAAAACCAACAUCACAAGUAGCUUUGACAUAUGACAGUUACCAGAUUUUUCACUGAUCAGGAUGCCCUGUGACUGUAAUUCAUCAUGCAUGGUACACAGGAAAAACAUACUGAUACAGAAUAGAGGAUGAGACACCGAUAUUUUACUUGUUACUGUUGUGAAUAAUACGUUGUCUGAAUAUCAUUUUGGACAGCCUGUGUAUAAUCAAGUAAAAAGAAGUUGUAUCACUGGGAUAUUCAAAGCAGAACUACUCUUGCUUUUGAAAUGGUGCAAAAAUGACAGUAAAAAUUCCUUUACUUGUCUGAACAAUGUUUUCUAUAACACUAGAAUAAGCAAGAAUUAUAACGUUAGAAUAAAUAUAAAUAAUGUAAAUAAAAACGUGUGAUGUAAAAACCUGUACUGUAAUUCAAGCAGGCUGUAUGAUCAGGAUGUCAAGUGCAGUUGCUUCACUGCUUAGAAGUUUAGGCCUAUACUGAAGUAUGUUAAAAAUGGGCAGAUGGUUCUGUCUGCGAUAUUAGUCUGUAGAGGAUGUUUUGCAAAAGGCAUGUAAGAGGCAAGACCAUUAGAAAAUAGCUCUUUCCAUGACAAAGCCUCCUAACUUCCAGGAAACAGAGAAGUUUGGGGCUUGGUGUGACAAAGACAGUAUUUGUGUCACUGUUUCAAUAAAUCUCACUGGACACUUUCCUACAAA